Messenger RNA from Plectropomus leopardus (leopard coralgrouper), 2292 nucleotides. It is a transcript of the gene ppp3cb, whose product is annotated as protein phosphatase 3, catalytic subunit, beta isozyme. Lineage: Eukaryota; Metazoa; Chordata; Actinopteri; Perciformes; Serranidae. Gene Ontology annotation, molecular function: calmodulin-dependent protein phosphatase activity. The record is from RefSeq and is a predicted model, not a curated record. Gene Ontology annotation, biological process: calcineurin-mediated signaling.
AAAUUCGGGAUCCAAGCAUGCCACAACAGCAGCUAGGUAUCCGCCUAUCCUCCCCCAAAGUCACCGCAGGCGCAGCAGCAGGCUUCCCCCGUCCGAGAGAGCACGGAGACUCCACCGAGUGAUGCCACUACUGCAGCAAGAAAAGCACCCAGCAACCGCGCAUAUUGUCGACGCCUGCCGCCGGAGGACCCGACUCCAGCACAGUCUCGGCCCUUGACAGAAGAGAGAGCCCCCCCACUCCCCCUCGGCUCCGUUCCCGUCCCGACUCCAGGAUGUCCGACUGCAACGCAAGUCCCUCCGACCGGGUGAUCAAAUCGGUCCCCUUCCCCCUGGCCCAUCGGCUUACCAUGAAGGAGGUGUUUGACGCCGAAGGCCGGCCGCGGGUGGACCUGCUCAAAGCUCACCUCACCAAGGAGGGCCGCCUGGAGGAGGCCGUGGCCCUGCGCAUCAUCGAUGAGGGCGCCGCCAUCCUGCGCCAGGAGCGCACUAUGUUGGACAUUGAGGCGCCAGUCACGGUGUGUGGAGAUAUCCAUGGCCAGUUUUUCGACCUGAUGAAGCUGUUUGAAGUGGGAGGUUCUCCUGCCAACACACGCUACCUCUUCCUAGGGGACUAUGUGGACAGGGGCUACUUCAGUAUCGAGUGUGUGUUAUACCUGUGGUCACUGAAAAUCCUCUACCCAAAGACACUCUUUCUUCUACGGGGAAACCAUGAAUGUAGACAUCUGACAGAAUAUUUCACCUUCAAACAAGAAUGUAAGAUCAAGUAUUCAGAGCAGGUGUAUGACUCCUGCAUGGAGGCGUUUGAUUGCCUGCCCCUGGCAGCCCUGAUGAACCAGCAGUUCCUGUGUGUGCAUGGGGGGCUUUCACCAGAGAUCCACACACUGGACGAUAUCAAGAAGUUGGACCGGUUCAAGGAGCCCCCAGCGUUUGGGCCCAUGUGCGACCUGCUGUGGGCCGACCCCCUGGAAGACUUUGGCAAUGAGAAGACCCAGGAGUACUUUGGCCACAACACAGUCAGAGGCUGCUCCUAUUUCUACAGUUACCCAGCGGUGUGCGAGUUCCUACAGACCAACAACCUGCUGUCAAUCAUCAGAGCGCAUGAAGCACAGGAUGCUGGGUACCGUAUGUACAGGAAGAGUCAGACUACAGGUUUCCCAUCCCUCAUCACAAUCUUCUCUGCUCCAAACUACCUGGAUGUCUACAACAACAAAGCGGCGGUGCUUAAGUAUGAAAACAACGUGAUGAACAUCCGUCAGUUCAACUGCUCUCCUCACCCCUACUGGCUGCCCAACUUCAUGGACGUCUUCACCUGGUCUCUGCCUUUCGUGGGAGAAAAGGUGACUGAGAUGUUGGUCAAUGUCCUGAGUAUCUGCUCUGACGACGAACUCAUGAAUGACGGGGAGGAGAUUUUCGAUGCCAGUGCAGCAGCAGCUAGGAAAGAGGUGAUCAAAAACAAGAUUCGAGCCAUUGGGAAGAUGGCUAAAAUGUUCUCUGUUCUACGGGAGGAGAGUGAGAACGUGUUGACCCUGAAGGGACUGACCCCUACAGGCAUGCUUCCCAGCGGAGUGCUGUCUGGGGGCAAACAGACCUUGCAGAGCGCUACCAUUGAGGCCAUUGAAGCCAUCGAGACAGUUAAGGAUGCUGAAGCCAUCCGAGGCUUCUCCCCGCAGCAUCGGAUCAGCAGUUUCGAAGAGGCCAAAGGUCUGGAUCGGAUCAACGAAAGAAUGCCUCCGCGGCGCGAUGCCGUCAACAGCGUGGGCCUGUCAAUGGGCCGCAUGAACAUGGGAGAGCCCAAUGGGACCGACAGCAACAGCAAUAUACAGUGAUGGACACACACUCCCACAUGCCCAGACACAUACCUGCAGUUACAACAACUCUGAUAUGGUACCAUAUUUAUAGAUACGUGUACAUAGGCAUAUAUACACAAGAAAAACGCACCACACAGACACAGUAUUACACACACUCAAUGGGCUACAUCUCACACACACACACACACACACAAUUAUCUACCCCAUUCCCGUUGCCCUCAGCUGUAUGUAAAGGCAUGAGCAUACCUGGACUUUACCACCAAAGGCUGAGUCUCUUUCACUGAACUGAUGGGCCCUAUCUAAAGAACUACAACUCCCAUGUACCUGCAAAACAACAGGAGAAAAACUAUAAAAACACUCCCCAUGCAAAACAGCAGGAGCUGCUGUUCACCGUGUAUGUUGGGGAUCACCAGUGGGUUGACAGUGUCAGCAUGACGUGGCUGUGUCAGUGGCGUGUGUUGUGUCAGGCGGAGUCACAUGUUUG